Molecule: messenger RNA, 2671 nt
Organism: Lepus europaeus (European hare)
Lineage: Eukaryota; Metazoa; Chordata; Mammalia; Lagomorpha; Leporidae
Gene: MRPL36
Product: mitochondrial ribosomal protein L36
Exons: 2
Coding region: 157-459 (100 amino acids)
Biological process (GO): translation; ribosome biogenesis
Cellular component (GO): mitochondrial large ribosomal subunit; ribosome
Molecular function (GO): structural constituent of ribosome
Source: RefSeq, a predicted model, not a curated record
GGCCGGCGGCUCCUGCAGCCGGGACCCCGGUGCUGGCUGACAGCUGGGCCUGGGGCCGCUCGGUGGUCCCUGCCCGGGGGGAGGGCGGAGCAGGCUGCCGACUGCAGCGGCGCUGUCCACGUUCUGCUCACCGAUCAGCAUGAGCCUGAGUAUCAGAUGUCCCUCCCGGGCGAAGGGGCCGAUUGCUUAUCAGAACUGCAGGUCGCCCGCGGCAUGGCCGCCGCGCUCGUGAGGACCCUGGCGGCCGCGGCCCUGCGCCCCCUGCUGCAGCCGCGCGGCCCGUGCGCCGGCCUGCUGGGCCCCCUGCGCGCCGCGCUGCCCGCGCCGCCGCCCGCGCUGGGCUUCAAGACCAAGGGCGUGCUGCGCCGGCGCUGCCGGGACUGCCGCCUGGUGAAGCGGCGCGGCCGCUGGUUCGUGUACUGCGAGAGCAACCCGCGCCACAAGCAGCGGCAGAUGUAGGCCGCCCGCGGUGCGCCGGUCAGCCGGCCCGGGAGACCCCUCUGCGCGCCCUAGGGUGGGUGCCGGGCUCCGGCCCCCGCGGGCGCGUUCGGUGGGAGAGGCCGUGGGCAGCCAGUGACCCCCCGGGCCUCGGGCUGACCUGGUGCUCCGCGGUGGGCCGGCCGGCGCUGUGCUUCCCGCCACGCCGGCCUCCCACGUGGGCGCCGCUCCUGGGACAGCCCGGGCCCCUGCACCUGUGUGGGAGACCGCGAAGAAGCUCCCGGCUCCUGGCCCUGCAGCCAGCUGGAGGUGACCCAGCGGAUGGAAGAUCUCUCUCUAACAGCGCCUUAAAAAAAAAAACCAGCGUGGAGGACGGGUGCGAGGGCACGCACCGCAGCUGGGGCCCAGCACCAGCACCAGCACAGCCUGGGACGCGGGUACAGGGCAGGGGCCCCACCGCGACGCGGCCUCUGCGAGUGCAGGCACCAGGACUGAGGGCCGUGCCGGGGCCACGGUGCCCUCCCCGUCAGGACAGCCAACCCGGGGCCCACUGCCCGCCGUGGACGGGGGUGGAUGUGCCGCCCUGGGGCUCUGGGGCAGGGACGUCCCCCGUGCGGUGCGGCCUGCGCGCCAUGCGGUCUGCCAGAAUCCCCAGUAAAGUUGUUUCCCUAAAGCAGCGUGGACGGCGUCGUUCUCUAAGCUGAAGCCCAGGUCACCGGGGCAGUGGAGGGCCUGGGGAGGGGAGCGUUUACCCCCGCUCACGACUGGGGAGGCUUUGGGAGGGGCCUGGCCGGGCGGCUGUGAGCCACGGGCCGCCCCGCGGGAAGUCUGCAGGGGCUCCAGUCCGGUGUCUGCUGGCUGCGAGGUUCCACGUCCUGUAGAGGCCUGGGCUGCCCACAGCAGGUGUGUGCUGGAGGGAGGCCGGGACUGGCCACUCCCGAGGACAGCCGGGCAAACUGGCCAGCCCGCGAGCUCCCCGCCGGCCUCGGUGAACCCCACACCCCAGGGGGCUCCAUCUUCUGCCUCCUGCGGCUGGUAGGCCCGGUGCUGAGGUGAAGUGGUCAGUGACGCCCAGCUGCGCUCAGAGACAGCCGCUGGGGCAGCGCCACGGGACCAGAGGUGGACGAGAGGCACCGACAGCCACACUCCCUGCAGCUGGGCCUGGCUCUGUCCAGUGCUCCACGUUAGGCCUCAGCCAGCCCCGCAGGGUCCCUCCACGAAGCCAGGGAGCUGGGGGCCGUGGUUGGGAAGUGGGACCCUGGGAGGCACGGGGACACAGGCCUUGUCCAUGGUGUCCUUGUGUGAGAGGACGAGGAAGGCGGCGGCCACUGAUCUCCAGGAAGCGCCCUCGGCGGACCCUGAGCCUGCCCGUGUGGCCUCUGCGCAGCGAGCCGGGGAGGCAGGGUCCCCGCCGGGCAGCUUGAGUCCCUGCUCGCUCCCAGGCUGCCGGCCUGGGAUCUCAGGUCACGGCCCAUGUGCCGCCCCCAAGUGCCAGUGUGCAGGUGGCCAGCGUUACGGCCCCAGAUUCCAGCACAGAAAACCAUGGGGUGGGGGGAGCCCAGCGCCAUCUCUGAAUGACAGACGUCCUGGAGGACAGCCCCGCCCCUUCGCUGGUCUUCAGGCUCCACGCCCACAGAGGCCGGCCCCGCUGCUGGGAUCCUCCUGGGGGUCCGUGAGGGCCCUUCCUGUCCUGGGACUGGACUCAGCCACGACCUGUCUCCUGCCGUCUUGGACACUGCACGUGUCAGCGAACACGGAGAGGUUGAGAUUACAAGUCCUAAGCACCACAGGCCAGGAGCAUACAACACUGAACGUUUAAUCUGACAGAAGGUACUUGUAGCUGCAAACACUGUUGCCAUGAUUCAGUAACUGAGUGGAGAGAUGCAGGAUGUGAGGUGACUGCAAGGCUUGGUGACACUGGUAGAUGCCGUGGUGUAGCAGGCAAAGUGGCCACGUGCAGCGUCGGCAUCCCACGUGGGCGCAGGUUCGAGUCCCAGCUGCUCUUUCGAUCCAGCUCUCUGCUAUGGUCUGGGAAAGCAGUGGAAGAUGGCCCAGGUCCUUGGGCCCUGCACUAAUGUGGGAGACCCGGAGGAAGCUCCUGGCUCCUGGCUCCUGAUUGGUGCUGUUCUGGCUUUUGUAGCCAGCGGAUGGAAGACCUCCCUCUCUCUCUCUCUCUCCCUCUCUCUCCCCCUUUCUCUCUCUCCCUCUGCUUCUCCUCUCUGUAAUUCUCACU